Amphibalanus amphitrite is the source of this 1312-nucleotide messenger RNA. RefSeq lists its product as uncharacterized. The transcript has 4 exons. The coding region runs from base 16 to 1083 and encodes 355 amino acids. The record is from RefSeq and is a predicted model, not a curated record. Lineage: Eukaryota; Metazoa; Arthropoda; Thecostraca; Balanomorpha; Balanidae.
CCGCCCGGGCCCGUCAUGGGCGGGCCGUGUGUCCGUCUAACACGGCUGACACAGCCGGCGCAGUGGCUACGGACCGACGCGGCGUGGUCCGCGCGAGUGACAUCGCGCUGCCAGAGAAGGGGCGCUGUGAAGAUUGCGGCUGCGCUGGUCAUUCUGUGCUGUUGGCACGUGAUCUACAAAUACAACGCUUACAACCAAGCCGCUCCGAGUCCCGAGCUGCCUCCGUCGGCGGUGUCGCUGCUGCGUCUGUCCGCCUGGCUCCGGUCCGGGCCGGCCGGCGCGGUAUCCCCGGGGGCCCUGCGCGGCUGUCUCCGCCGCCGGCCGCGCCGUCUGCUGUUUGCCGGCCACUCGCGGGUGUGGCAGCUGUUUUGGGCGGCGGUGGGGCGGGCGGGCGCCGAGCUGCGGCCGCGCUGGGCGCCGGCGCACGGACCCCCGUACGGAGGGGACCGGCCGCCGCCGGGGCAGACCGUGCCGGACACCUGUGUGGAGGUGUUCCGGCGGCCGCCCGGGGACCGCCGGCCGCCCGCCUGCAGCUGGGCCGCCGACGCGCCCGGUCUGCAGCUCGACCUGCGCUGGCGCCUGCGGCUGGACGGCCAGCUGAGCCGGCUGCUGACGGAGGCGGCCACACCCGGCCAGACGCCAGACCUGCUCGUCGCCGCCGUGGCCCUGAAGGAGACUGUCCGGGAGCGGGCGCUGCAGCGAGCGCCCCAGGCGCUCUGGGACGCCGUGCAGCGGCACCUGGUGCGCCCGCUGAGGACCCUCACCGACGCCGGCGUGCCCUCCGUCCUGCUGCUCGACUUCCCGCCUAACCGGCGACGGGCGGCGGUGCCGUACGACCGGGGCGCGGGCGCCGCCACCCUGGUCCAGAACGCGCUCAUCAUGCAGGCGGUGCGUGAGGUGCCCGGUCUGCUCGUCUGGACGUCUCCGAUGCCCUCUGUGAUCCAGUUUUACACGGAGACCUGCGGCCGGCCGGCGACGCAGCUGGACACUGAGACCGCCGAGCGGUGCGCCAACGACACGUUCCACCCGGGGCCGGACGUGGUGGACGGCAUGCUGGACCAGCUGCUGCACCUGCUCUGCUAGCAGACCGGCCGUCCAGUGACAUAACCCAACGCCUGCCUGGCAGUGUCUCGAAGCGCCAGCAGCUGCUCAGCGCCGGACACCACCACACCCCGGGGCCAGUCCAAACUAGUCAACGCCAUCCACCUUGCUCACAGUGUACAACGUCCUACGUCGACGUUUAUUAUUAGAUGAUGAAUACACAGUAAAAUAAUUACACAGCUGUUCUCUGCGCGAGCCAGCAGCGACAUCA